Molecule: messenger RNA, 2913 nt
Organism: Ictidomys tridecemlineatus (thirteen-lined ground squirrel)
Lineage: Eukaryota; Metazoa; Chordata; Mammalia; Rodentia; Sciuridae
Source: RefSeq, a predicted model, not a curated record
UGUCGCCACUGGCCCAGCCUCUUCGCCUCCCUGCGGGUCCAGCUGAAAUGAGAUUCCGAGGGACACCUUAGUGCAAGCUGUUCCCCGCCAGGAGCUCAGCACAGGGGCGGAGGCCGGCAGGAUGGCCAGCCAGCCCCCCGACGACACCGUGGAGUCGCAGGGCUCCGACGAGCUCGAGUGCAAGAUCUGCUACAGCCGGUACAACCUGAGGCAGAGGAAGCCCAAAGUGCUGGGCUGCUGCCACCGGGUGUGUGCCAAGUGCCUCUACAAGAUCAUCGACUUUGGGGACUCCCCGCAGGGCGUCAUCGUCUGCCCUUUCUGCAGGUUCGAGACGUGCCUGCCCGAUGACGAGGUCAGCAGCCUCCCCGACGACAACAACAUCCUUGUCAACUUGACUUGUGGCGGCAAAGGGAAGAAGUGCCUGCCGGAGAACCCCACCGAGCUGCUGCUGACCCCCAAGAGGCUGGCCUCCCUGGUCAGCCCUUCGCACACGGCCUCCAACUGCCUGGUGAUCACCAUCAUGGAGGUGCAGAGGGAAAGCGCCACGUCCCUGAGCGCCAGCCCCGUGGUGGAAUUCUACAGGCCUGCGAGUUUCGACUCUGUCACCACCGUGUCCCACAACUGGACCGUGUGGAACUGCACGUCCCUGCUGUUUCAGACGUCCAUCCGGGUGUUGGUGUGGUUGCUGGGCUUGCUCUACUUCAGCUCCCUGCCCUUAGGGAUCUACUUACUGGUGUCCAAGAAAGUCACCCUUGGGGUCGUCUUUGUCAGCCUGGUCCCUUCGAGCCUUGUCAUCCUCAUGGUGUACGGCUUUUGCCAGUGCGUUUGUCACGAGUUUCUAGACUGUAUGUCACUUCCCUCGUAAUCCAUAGGCAAAGCCAGCAGUGCACACGCUGCCCUGGGGGUCGUGGGGGUCGGGCACUUCAUGGUGUGUUUUCUUUCAUGUUCUUUAAGGUUUCUGUUCACGGCUGGAACAGCCUGGGUCCUAGGUCUGUGGCCUGUUCCCAUCCAGGUGUGGACUGGUGGGUGCUCCCGUGUGUGCGGUUGUCCACUUCUCCCGGGGGUUGGCCAGGCAGCUGUGUAGGCCCGGCCCUCGUGGAGCCCUGAGGGGUCCCCCAGGUCUUCCAGACACCCCCCAAGGUGAGGUGUGCUGGGCUGCCAGAGGCCCUGGUGGCCUGGUUCCUCCUGUCGAAGUCACAGAGGCUCUGCCGAGGUGUGUGGACACAUGUGCCCAGUGUGUGCCCCUCCUCCGUGCUCCCCGUGAAUCGAGGUGCUUUCUGUGUUGAGGUGGUGUCACCCAGGUCUGCUGCUCCCCUGAGGGGCCCUCCCUCCACACUGCCUGCCAGGAUGACGCUCCAUCUUACUCCCGUGGGUGGCUGGGCCGAAUGCCUGUUCUGCCACUUUCUAAAGAGAGUGCAGAGCACUGGGGAGUCCACCAGAGCAGCCUGCCUGGCAGAGGUGGCGUCUGCCCGAGACAGCACUGUCCCCAUGUUGGCUUUCCUCUCUCCCCAGGCUUCUCAGAGAGCAGCCCUGCUGGUGGACGCCUUCUUCCCAGAACACCUUAGUGUCAUCUGGGCUCCGGCCACGCUGAUCAGCCGGCCACCCCUCCCCUGAGCAGGUUUCCGUUUCACUUGUUCUCUUUGGUUUUGAAGAUGUUCUUUUCUUCCCAUUGUUUAAAAAGUCUGAUUAGGACUUGUUUAGCUCAAUCCCGGAACAAUUUGGGGUGAAUUUUGGCAACGAAAACCCAGAAGCAGUUAGGGAGAUGCCCUCGCUCACGGUGUGAAGCGCUAGCCCAAGAUGCGCUGUGCUGGGCCGAGUGGUGCUGUGUACAGUGGCUGGGGGUAGGUGCAGCGCUGUGCCUGCAAGUCUGGGCCACGCAGUGGGCAGAGACAGGCUGAGCUGGCGUCCUCCUGAAAAGACCCUCGGGGUAAAGUGGAAGCCAGGGGCAGCUGGACCUGGGCCCCUGCCGUGUCCGGUCAGUCUUGGAACAGAUUCAAGUUCUACGUUAAUUUCAGAUAGAAGCGGAAGCCCUGUGACUUGAGUCUGCACUCCUGACGGUGUAGGGGAAGUGAAUGGACACAGUGGUGAGAAGAAACGGUCCAGCAGGCUUCAGGGUCGGGAGAUAGAAUGUUCACAGAAACUAGGCAAAAAUAAAUAAAGGAGCUUUUUAGUGUCUUAAACCAUUAUCUAUGAUUGACAUUAAAACAUUUGCAACUCUUAGAAAAGGGCUUUACUAAGGCGACUUUAACUUGUCUAUGAUGAAAUAUUUGUGGCGUGAAAUAGUUACAGAGGGCCAUUUCCAAUCUCCUUACUCCUUAUUGAGGAAAAAGGGAUACUUACCUAGAAUAGCAGUUUGAUUUUCAUUAAGUAACUAUUAACUUUAAGAACCUGUGUGCCCGAGGUAGGUAGGAUGAGAAAGCCUAUGUGGAUGUGGCCCAGUGAAUUUAAACCCCAACGUACAACUAACUACACUGACGAUUCCAUAAAACCUAGCUUAGGUCGCAUUGUGAAUGCAGUUUCCAGGAAUCCAUUUGUACUUUGAGUAAAAUAAUGUUUAAGAGAUGUUUUGUGGUUUGGAUUUAUAUAUUUAUAAGGUUUUUAAGAAACACUCAUUUGUCUGAAGUGUAAAUGAGAAAACGGGUGAGUUACGCGAUGAGCUUUCCCGACAGAGCUGGACGUGGGGCCGCGCUUCGCUUAUUUGUAUGACGUCUGCAGUGCUGAAGUCGUGUCUGUGCCUCGUGGCCGUCUCCUCCCUUGGUUUCCAGUAAGCUGUUUGGUUUAAAGAGUUUUAAAUGUACAACAACAACAACAACAGGCUCUUCGUGCUGUUGAAUGGAGAAAGAGCAAUGCUUUCUAUUUUAUUCACUGUGAUGUCUUGUUUGUCUAUUAAAUUGUUAUUAUUUCAAACUGGAA